CACUGACUUUGUUAUAUCAAACUGAAAAGAUAGAUUUUGCUCUGUUUUCCAAAGGAAAAAGCUCUGAAUCACAGGAGUCUAAUCCUAUCCUGGCAAAGAAGAAGAGGAUUUGAGAAGCAGCAGCUUCCACUUAAGCAAUACCAGUAAACACACCCGUGUCCAAUGAGAGAGGAAAGAAAGUUGCUUUCAUUUUUAAGAUUUUUCCUGCUCAGGGAGCCCGCGCAGCAAUGGCUGACAAGAGACAGAAAGAAGAUCCCAUCUAUAAGGUGAAGUCAAUUGCCAGGAACAUGGUCGAUGGCUUUUUUGAUGAUUUGACAGAAAAAAAUGUUAUAAAUAAGGAUGAGUUACAAAGGUUGGGAGAAGGAUUAGACAUCAUUGUGAACAAGACUGAAAGUCUACUUGAGGAUAUCACUGAGAAAACUCAAAUGACAGGAAAAAUACUUAUGGACCGUAUCUUCAACCCCAGGAAACUACUGAGUUUGACUCAUCGUGAAAAUGAGGAUAGUGAAUCUGAGAACAGUGAGUCUUCUUCCUCAACAGAAUCUGAAAAUGAAAGUGAAGAAAAUGAAGAUAAGGAAAAAGCUGAAUCAGUCCACACAUUGGAUCUCCCUCCAACAGAAUCUAGAAGUGAAAAUGAAAAUGAUGAAACUGAGGAGCAUGCUGGCUUGUCCCAGGCAUCGGUUCUACCUCUGACAGCUCCUCAGGAAACCCAGUCUUCCCAACCCAUUCAUAAGUUGAAACUUUGUCCUCCUGAUCAUUUCCAGAGACUGAAGACAACAAAGAAAGAUGAGAUUUAUCCAGUGAUGGAGAAAGAGGGCAGAACACGCCUGGCCCUCAUCAUCCACAACAAAGAUUUUGAUCAUCUUUGCAAACGAUGGGGUUCUGAAGAUGACCUUUUGGGGAUGCAGGACCUGCUAGAAAGCCUUGGAUACUCAGUGGUUGUAAAAGAGAAUCUUACAGCCUUGGAAAUGGUAGCAGUGCUAUGUGAGUUUGCUGCCCGCAAAGAGCACCGAUCCUCGGACAGUACAAUCUUGGUGUUUAUGUCACACGGUGUCCUGGAAGGAAUCUGUGGGACAAAACACAGAGGAGAAGAACCAGAUAUACUUCAUGAUGAUACAAUCUUCCAAAUUUUCAACAACCGUAACUGCCAGAGUCUAAGAGACAAACCCAAGAUCAUCAUCAUGCAGGCCUGCAGAGGAAGAGGUGAUGGGAUUGUUUGGGUGCCAGACAUGGGAGAAGCCUCUGCACUGAAGUGUUUCUGGAGUGAUGCUGUUACAAAGACCCACGUGGAGAAGGACUUCAUUGCGUUCAAAUCAUCAACUCCACAUAAUAGCUCUUGGAGAGGGGUCAAAACUGGCUCUUUUUUCAUUUCCCAAAUUAUCUACCACUUCAAGGAAUAUGCUUGGUGUCAUCAUUUGGAGGAGAUUUUUCGAAAGGUUCAACAUUCAUUUGAGACACCAAAGGAACUGGCCCAGAUGCCAACGAUUGAAAGAGUAUCCAUGACACGGUAUUUCUACCUCUUCCCUGGGAACUAAGGACAAAUGGAGACAUUAUGGUCUCUAUGAUUCUACUACUUUAAAAGGUCAAUUUUUCAUGAAGAAUAUUUUUGUACCAAACAUUCAAUUGCCUACCCUUUACAAAUGCCAGGCUAAAAUCACUAUUUUACUGUUAUUGAAUUAAUGCUCAAUAAAGUUCCUUUUAAAGUA
Molecule: messenger RNA, 1706 nt
Organism: Myotis davidii
Lineage: Eukaryota; Metazoa; Chordata; Mammalia; Chiroptera; Vespertilionidae
Product: caspase-12-like
Exons: 12
Coding region: 228-1535 (435 amino acids)
Biological process (GO): proteolysis; regulation of apoptotic process
Molecular function (GO): cysteine-type endopeptidase activity
Source: RefSeq, a predicted model, not a curated record